Messenger RNA from Thunnus maccoyii (southern bluefin tuna), 2784 nucleotides. Its product is annotated as NT-3 growth factor receptor-like. The record is from RefSeq and is a predicted model, not a curated record. Gene Ontology annotation, molecular function: transmembrane receptor protein tyrosine kinase activity; ATP binding; neurotrophin receptor activity. Lineage: Eukaryota; Metazoa; Chordata; Actinopteri; Scombriformes; Scombridae. Gene Ontology annotation, cellular component: axon; signaling receptor complex; plasma membrane. Gene Ontology annotation, biological process: cell surface receptor protein tyrosine kinase signaling pathway; multicellular organism development; cellular response to nerve growth factor stimulus. The coding region runs from base 47 to 2209 and encodes 720 amino acids. The transcript has 17 exons.
ACACAUUGAGAACUGGACUGGUCUGGAUAUUUUGAGGGAUGUGGAUAUGGAGCUCUACACCGGCUUACAGAGGCUAACCAUUACGAGGAGCAGCCUGCGUACGAUCCAGCCUCGUGUUUUCUCGAAGAAUCCCCACUUGCGCUACAUAAACCUGUCCAAGAACCCCAUGCUGACCACAUUCUCCUGGCAGGUCUUUGAACAUCUGCAGCUCCUGGAACUUCAUUUAGAAGAUGUGGUGUUUGAAUGUGGCUGUGAGAUCCGCUGGCUGCAGCUAUGGCAACAGAGGGGAGAGGCGGGGCUAAGCAGCCAGCAGUUAUACUGUGCUGUUGGCCUCAGGAAGAUACUGCUGCAGGAUCUGAACAUUAGUAACUGCGACCUGCCAGAUAUUAGCGUCAGCCACAGCAACCUCACAGUUAUCGAGGGUGAUCGAGUAACAGCCACUUGCAACGGCUCUGGAUCCCCUUUACCUGAGGUGGACUGGCCUGUUAACGGCUUGCGCACCUCUGAUUCACAAGACGCCAAAGUCUAUGGCAACAACACCAUUCAUUCCAUCAACAUCACUUUGGUCAAUGUGAGCAGAGACGACAACAACUUCCUGUUGACCUGCACCGCCACCAACAUCGUGGGCAUGACCAACGCUUCCAUCCAGCUCACUGUUCACUUUCCUCCCUCCAUUGUGAAGCUGAACGAGCCAGAGCGCCGCCAUGACACAUGCAUAGAGUUCACCGUCAGAGGUUCACCCCACCCAACCUUACGAUGGUUCUACAAGGAUAAGGAAAUUUCACACACUGAGUAUGUGCGUCCUGAUAUGGAUAUUUACCAGGACUACAUAGAGGGCUGCCUUACAUUCAAAAACCCAACACACCACAACAAUGGCAACUACACUCUGGAGGCCACCAACUACCUGGGUGUGGCCACCAGCACUGUGUAUGGACACUUCCUCAACAAGCCCUUUGAUGCUGAUGAUAUGUCCAUGUUCACCCCGACUGCAGAGACUCACAAACCAGAGGAUGAAACUUUUGGGGUCUCCAUAGCGGUUGGACUAGCAGGGUUUGCCUGUGUGAUGCUGGUGGUUCUCUUUCUUCUUAUCAACAAGUAUGGACGACGCUCCAAGUUUGGCAUGAAAGGUCCAGUAGCAGUGAUAAGUGGCGAGGAAGACUCUGCUAGCCCCCUUCAUCAUGUGAACCAUGGGAUUAUCAGCCCCUGCACACUGGACACUGGGCCGGAUGCUGUGGUAAUUGGAAUGACCAGAAUCCCCGUCAUAGAGAACCCACAGUACUUUAGACAUGGACACAACUGUAACAAACCCACCACCUAUGUUCAGCAUAUUAAACGGAGGGACAUUAUUUUGAAGAGGGAGCUUGGAGAGGGAGCCUUUGGCAAGGUCUUCCUGGCUGAAUGUUACAAUCUGAGCCCCACCAAGGACAAGAUGCUUGUGGCUGUAAAGACUCUGAAGGACCCCACUCUUGCAGCCAGGAAGGAUUUCCAGCGUGAGGCUGAGUUGCUGACCAACCUCCAGCACGAGCACAUAGUGAAGUUUUAUGGCGUGUGUGUGGACGGAGACCCUCUCAUCAUGGUCUUUGAGUACAUGAAACACGGCGAUCUCAAUAAGUUUCUCAGAGCCCACGGGCCAGACGCCAUGAUCCUGGUUGAUGGACAGCCUCUGCAGACCAAUGGGGAGCUGGGUCUGUCCCAGAUGCUUCAUAUAGCCAGUCAGAUUGCGGCUGGGAUGAUCUACUUGGCAUCUCAACACUUUGUUCACCGUGAUCUGGCUACCAGGAACUGCCUAGUGGGGAAUGGCCUCCUGGUGAAAAUAGGAGACUUUGGCAUGUCACGUGACAUAUACAGCACAGAUUAUUACAGGGUGGGAGGUCACACCAUGCUGCCUAUCCGCUGGAUGCCCCCAGAGAGCAUCAUGUACAGGAAGUUCACCACAGAGAGCGACGUGUGGAGCUUCGGAGUCAUUCUAUGGGAGAUCUUCACUUACGGCAAACAGCCAUGGUUCCAGCUGGCCAAUAAUGAGGUGAUAGAGUGUAUAACUCAGGGUAGGGUACUGGAGCGCCCCAGGCUCUGUCCCAAGGAAGUAUAUGAUAUGAUGCUGGGCUGCUGGCAGAGAGAGCCACAACAGCGCCUCAAUAUAAAGGACAUUCAGAAGAUGUUGUUUACUUUGAUGAAAGCCACGCCAGUCUAUCUGGACAUACUGGGAUAGAAACUUUACAGAAUGGAGAGGAAUGGGAUGUGUUUUAGGUUGGACUAAAUCAUCACUGAAAGGGAUUGCCUUGGAGUGGAAGUCUAGCCUGGAUUUACAUGGUCUGGAAUGGAAUAUGAGCAUUGGGAUUAGGAAUGGACCAUACCUUGCAUCCAACUGCCUGACAAAUAAGGAUUGGAUUGAACAUUGUAGUGGUGUGAUGCUUGUUUAACAGGAUUGGAAUGAACUGGAUUACAUUGCAUUGUAUCGCAUUAUAAUCAAAGCAAUUGUCUUGGACCUUACCUACAUAAAUGGUCUGAUCUGUGGUCUUGUCUUGCUCCUUUUCAAAUGAACUCAUGAUGAAAAAGACUUGACCAUGAAGUAUGGAUUACGACUGGAUUUACCUGUUUGUACUGGUAGGGUUUGGGUUAGUUUGGUUUUCUUACCCCAGUAAUUAAGGUACCAUCAUUCACUUUCCUAUGCAUACUCAUUUCACCUUGUCUAGAAUGGUGCAGCUUUGGUUGGCUAUCCAGGUAUUGAAGAAGCCUGAUGUAGCCUGGUAGAGUCUGUCUUGGUUUGGCCACAUAGACAAAUAU